Labeo rohita (rohu) is the source of this 2161-nucleotide messenger RNA. It is a transcript of the gene cxcr3.2, whose product is annotated as chemokine (C-X-C motif) receptor 3, tandem duplicate 2. Gene Ontology annotation, biological process: G protein-coupled receptor signaling pathway; immune response. NCBI's taxonomy places the organism in Eukaryota, Metazoa, Chordata, Actinopteri, Cypriniformes, Cyprinidae. The record is from RefSeq and is a predicted model, not a curated record. Gene Ontology annotation, cellular component: membrane. Gene Ontology annotation, molecular function: G protein-coupled receptor activity. The transcript has 3 exons. The coding region runs from base 242 to 1387 and encodes 381 amino acids.
AUUAAGAGUAUGUUCUGUGAAAAGAGCAAAAAGGGAAGAGAGAAAAAAAGUCAGGAAGCACUAAGAUAAACUUGUUUCCUGAACAAAUUCAGUUAUAGUCAGACCAGCAUCUGUUCUGGGCCAGUCAAGCUCCUGCACAGACAGCACUGAGAGAACAGAAAGAAGAGACAUAUAGACAAGACAACGUGAGAGACGAGUGCAUCUCGUGCCCACUAUUUGACUUGUAUGUCUCACUUCUCUGAUGCUCAUCAUGAAGGUCACUGCAACAGCUACAGAUCCCAUGGCCACAGACUACACAAAUGAUUAUGAUUACAACAGUACUGCCUCUGACUAUGAUGACGCUGCCCCCUGCAGUCUGAAGGAAACAUGGGACAUUCUUCGUAGGUUUGCCCCCGUGGCUUACAUCCUUGUCUUCAUCCUGGCGCUGGUGGGUAACAUUCUGGUUCUGUGCGUGAUCCGCCGCUAUCGGCAAUCUCGACACAGCCCCUGCUCCUUCUCACUGACAGACACCUUCCUGCUCCAUUUGGCCAUCUCUGACCUCCUGCUGGCUAUAACAUUGCCAUUUUUCGCCGUCGAGUGGAUCAACGAGUGGGUUUUUGGCGUAUUCAUGUGUAAAAUAGCCGGAGCAUUGUUCUCGCUGAACGUCUAUUGUGGGGUGCUGUUCCUGGCCUGCAUCAGCUUUGACCGAUACUUGGCUAUCGUACAUGCCGUCAAUAUCAGCUGGAGACGCAAGACCUGUCACGCUCAGCUGGCCUGUGCCAUCAUCUGGGUCGUCUGCCUGGGGUUGGCAAUGGUGGACGUGUACCACCGUGACGUGGUAAACGUACCAGGCAUAAAUCGGUUCAUGUGCCAAACAGAUUAUUCUAAAGAGAACAGCCAGCAAUGGCAGAUCGGCAUGCAGCUGGUUAGCAUGAUUCUUGGAUUCAUACUUCCCCUAUUGGUCAUGCUGUACUGCUACCUUCGCAUUUUCAAAGCACUGUGCCACGCCACACGUAGGCAGAAACGGCGCUCAAUGAGGCUCAUCAUCUCAUUGGUCAUUGUGUUUGUAGUCAGCUGGGCUCCGUAUAAUGCUUUGCGGAUGACUGACAGCUUGCAGACUUUUGGGGUCAUUGUCAGAACCUGCACGCUCAUGAAGGUGCUAGAUGUGGGCACUUUCGUGACAGAAAGCUUGGGCUUGGCACAUUGCGCUUUAAAUCCGUUACUCUACGGCCUUGUGGGGGUAAAGUUCCGUCGUGAGCUCGCCCAGAUGUGCAAGGCUGUUUUAGGACCCCAAGGGUGCCUCGGAUUAGCAGGAUGGGCAAACGGUCGGGGAUCAUCCCGCAGGCCUACUGGAUCAUUCAGCUCAGUGGACAGUGAGAAUACCUCGUACUUCUCUGUCAUGGCCUGAAAAGAGUGCAAAUGAACAGGAGUGCAAGAAAAGAAGUGACCGUUUUAUCUGGAAUUGGGAAGAAGCCACAAUUUCAGUUUGUGUAAUCUGAAAGAUACACAAAGAAAGUUUCACGUUCUCUUUUUUUUUUUUUUGAAGCAAGGCAUUUUGUAAAGUAGUCUUAACAUCCAUUCUGUUGGAAAAUGCUUUGUCAUCAAUUUUCUCUUGUUACUAUUAUUGAUCUACCUGAUGGUUUUUAAAUACAUAUGGGAAUAUUCAAAAAUGUAACAACUUCUUCCUAUUUCUGAUGUAUUUUAGCUAUAAGCUCUAUGUAGCUAUAUAUUCAUAUUUUUAUAUCUUUUAUAUUUUUUAUACAUUAAAUGCUGAGACAAAGCAAUACGAUUUUAAAAUUAAAUGCUGUAGAUUAGCAUUUUUGCAGUUUGUGGCAGCUGUUGUCGUGACAAUGAAUCAUCUGUUGAGUUGUCUGAGUCUGGUACUGCAAACAGGAACUGAAAAUAGACUCCACAUCCACUUUCUUAAUUUUUCUUUUUUUUAAAUACUCUUCGUAAAAAGCACUGUAACAUCAAAUUGCGUUUUGUUUAUCAUUUUAUAAAUCUGUUGUUUGAUAUUUUAAGUAGAUGACAUCAUAUAAUACACAACACAUCACAUUUAGUAUAUAACAGGUAUGAGCAUGACCGGAUGCAAUAUUUGUAAAACACAUCUAUUGUCAUUUUUGUUUGUUGUUGCCAGUUCUGUAGUUUUAUUAAACUUGUAAUAAAGUUUCGUAUGACUCAC